Exophiala dermatitidis NIH/UT8656 is the source of this 1284-nucleotide messenger RNA. RefSeq lists its product as uncharacterized. Gene Ontology annotation, biological process: vesicle-mediated transport. Gene Ontology annotation, molecular function: protein-macromolecule adaptor activity. The record is from RefSeq and is a predicted model, not a curated record. The transcript has a single exon. NCBI's taxonomy places the organism in Eukaryota, Fungi, Ascomycota, Eurotiomycetes, Chaetothyriales, Herpotrichiellaceae. The coding region runs from base 1 to 1284 and encodes 427 amino acids.
AUGCCAAUCUCCCAGGCACUACCAUCAUCCCUCAGGCUCUUGAUCCUCGCGCCCACGUCAGAACCAGCCUCUAUACCGCCACUUCCAGGAUUGCUCGAGGCAUUGACUGGAUCGAAGCCGUCUGACCAUGUCCCCUCAUUUACGGGAUACACUUCUCAUCCACCGCUGGAACUGAGAACCAAGUAUUACAAUUCCGAUGUGAACAUUUGGUGCGACGAAGUCCCCACGCGGACGAUCUCACAAGAAAGGGAUCCAGAGAAUCAAUCAACCGCUGGCAGUCAGGCAAGCACUGGGGAAGGUGAAGUUACCCCCAAGGCCCCCGUCCCGGACCAGGACGAUCGACACGACACCGACACUCCGGCUCCUUCAUCGCUCGACGAGUGGAAACAGCAAAUGCUGUCCGCCGAAGCGGCUGAAGUUCGCGCCGUCAUCGGCGGGAUCGUGCUUGUGCUACCCGUCUCACCACCCAUGACUUCAAGUUCAGCCACUGGCAGACCAACACUACCGCCCGCUUAUUACUCCUUAAUCGAAGCCGUCCAUGGACUACGGGAGACUAUAGAGGAGGAAACCUACGGCCGUGAUAUUGCAUCAGUCGUCGUCCUGCAAUCUACUUCGCCGUCCGUAUCGCAGGACAAGCUGGCCGGUGUAGCUGCGGGUGUCGAGGACGAGUGUUUAUCAGAACGGGGAAUUUUGGGCUGGGAUUUUGUGGCUUGGAAUGGAGUGAGCACGGUUCACAGCACCACUGCUGACGACGGAUCACCCAAAAAUGUCAGGAACGAGUAUGGCGAGAAAGUGGGAAUAGAAAGAGUCAUUGAAGUCCUAGAAGGUGUGGAUUGGACUGUAGUGCCCGAUCAUCCUGAUGAUGGCGAAGAGAAUGGGAAAGACUUUGACUUUGACGACUUUGGCAGAACUGUUGCUGACAACGAUCCGUCGGCUUCAAAUUCAGGGCUCAGGAGUAUAUUGGGGAGUGGACGGUUUUCUGGUCUGGAGUAUGAAUUGGAACGCGAGAUGAUGGAGUUGAAAAUGUCCAUGCUUGACGACCAUGACCACGGACAAGAGCCAGAUGGCGAUGCUGAUGCAGACUCGGAGACACGCCCGACAACGACCGAUGCCGAUGCUCCCAGGGUUGAGGUCGAUCAAGAUGAAGAGUUUCAGGUCGAACAGUUGCAGGCCAUGAUGGAGCGGGUGGUUGCAAUUCGCGAAGCUGGUUCCGAAUUGUCCAAGACUGAGAGGGAGCGCUUUGCUCGGAGAGAGAUUGCCAAGUUGAUGCGCGAUAUGAGUUGA